Molecule: messenger RNA, 2225 nt
Organism: Gilbertella persicaria
Lineage: Eukaryota; Fungi; Mucoromycota; Mucoromycetes; Mucorales; Choanephoraceae
Exons: 3
Coding region: 18-1898 (626 amino acids)
Molecular function (GO): protein binding
Source: RefSeq, a predicted model, not a curated record
UUUUUUUCUUUUUUUUUAUGGCUUCAUCAAGUAAUGGACUUGCUGUUUCUUUUGAGACAAAAUUAGAUUUGUCAGAUAGUGGUUCUUUUCUUCCUUCCAGUCUAUUUUUACCUCGAACCAGUUACUUCAAUCAAAAGAAUGCAGCCCAAAUUCAGCAGCUACUCCUACGACGCAAUAGGCUGGAGUCAUUAAAAGCUUACGAAAAAGCAUUGAUGCAAUUCAAACAACACUUGAUAGAACUAUCACUUCGAGAAAACAGCCUUGGGCAAUUUCCACAUGAAGUCUUGAUGUUUGACCAUUUGAUUUCGCUCUCUUUAGCACAUAAUGCAUUGACAUGCAUCGACAUGGGUAUUUUACCUCGAUUACCUCAUUUGCAAUGGCUUAAUUUAAGUCAUAAUCAACUGGAAACAUUGCCCUCAGACCUUGUCUGUUGCCAUCAAUUAAGAGGAUUAGACUUGGAAAAUAACCAUAUUCAGACCUUUCCUCAAGUCAUAUUCUAUCUUACACGCCUUGAGAUCUUAAUGAUACAGAAGAACAAGAUUAAAUCUAUGCCUCCUCAUUAUCGUCUUCCAGAUUCACUCUCUACACUCAACUUAGCCUUCAACAUGUUCACUCAAGUACCCAGCUUACUGACUGACUAUCCACCUUGCUCCAUCACACACCUUUAUCUCUCUGGGAACCCACUAGGAAAACUUCCUUCUUCUUUCUUGUCGACAGGCUAUACACACCUUGUCAGUCUUGAUUUACAUUCUUGCCAAUUGGCCACACUAGAUAACGUGAUUUGCAAACGACUCUCGCACUGUAAAGACUUUCGACGCUUCAAUCUGGCCAUCAACCAAUUAACAGAGAUACCAACAGAGAUAGGUCUACUAACACAACUCCAAUGGCUCAACUUGAACGAUAACCAGAUCACUCAUCUACCUCCUACCAUGAUCCAUUUAAUUUGUCUUGUUAAACUAGGCCUUGUUCAAAACCGAAUUCAAUCCAUACCGCCUUUUCUGUUUGUCUACAUGAGUCAGUUACAGAAACUAGAUAUUCGUCGUAACCAGAUCAGACACAUGCCGCCUUCAAUACUUGCUUUGGCGCCUCAGCAUGAAGUGCAUGAACACAUUGAUUUGUCUGUGCCGCAUACUAUCUUUUGUAAUCAACAGCAUGGGUCUUUGAGAACACUGUUGUUGUAUGAAAAUCAAGCCAUGGAGCAUGUCGAUGGUAUUCUUUAUGAUUUAGGUGAAUGUGACACUGUUCAGCUCAUGUCGUUAAGAGAGGCCUAUCGUAUUUUACAAGUCGCCAGAUCGUCCAAAGACGCAGAGGCAUUGCUUCUCAAAGCAUUUGUGUCACCUAAAAACCCACAUACAGUCCAUGGACUGUCUGAGAUUGAUAGUCACGAAGAAGAAGAAAAAGAAAGACACCAUUUAGUCACUCAAGUCAGUUCUCUAAAAGAACUCUCCCUUCGGUCUCAUCUAAACAGGUUCUGUCAAACCACACAAGACAUAAGCCAUCGACGGGACCAAGAUAGGCAUGCAUUUGUAGACAAAGCAUUGCCUGAGUCCAUCGUACCUGAUUUGAUUUAUGCUUCUGCUUACCGUUCUGCUAAACAAUGUGAUCUUUGUCAUGGAUGGUAUACUGUCUCUCAUUUUCAGAUAGGUUAUUUGGCUAGACUGUGUAACAACCGACUUCAGGUGCCUAUUCGGUUCGCUAUGUGUUCUUUUCACUGUGCUAUUCAAGCCAUGAUCAAAUUACAUCAAGCUUCUUUAGAUUGCCAGCCCAUGCCGCCUAAACCAGUCAGCACAGGUAAGUAUGAGACUAUACACUCUGAUGCGCUAAAAAAAACGAUACGUAGAACCUACAAGAACGAUCAGGGACAGAGUGACUCAAUUGGCAUCGACAUUGUUAAGUGAAAGAAGAGAUCCACCUGCCAUCAUGUCCAUCACAUCAAGAAUUGUAGGAAGCAUUCUUCAUACAGAACAACCCACACUGCCUCUAUCUACACCUACACCUCAUCCUACUGCAUUCCAACAUCUUCCAAGAGAUGCUAUCCGCUUAGAAAGAUUUUGAUUCUUGCUUAAAAUAAAGAAGAGUACAUUGCUAAGGUUUUGACUGAAAACUGCUAUUUUCGCUUUUAAGUGUCCAAAUGUUUAGCAAAAUAUACAUAUAUAUAUAUAAGAAAGUUUCGAUAAAACCAAUUCUUUUUGCUAUUCUGUAAAGCAUUAAUAGCAAGAUGACAC